UUGCCAAACAUGCACCUUAACACCAUUCCUCUUACAAAAUCAACCUAAUGAAGAGAUUGUCAAUUUCAAGUCUCUGUGUUUUGGUGGCGGCGGUGGCGACGAUGGCGCUUCUCACUGGUGCUCCGGUGGCCGAUGCGGUGGACUGCAACCCUUCGGAGCUCAGCCCAUGUCUUCCUGCAAUUACGUCAUCGACACCGCCGACGAGCUCUUGUUGCCAGAAGAUGGUUGAGCAGACGCCGUGCCUUUGCGGAUACUUCAAGAAUCCAGAAUUCAAGCCUUACGUUACUGGCGGCAAACGGGUUGCUGCUGCUUGCGGCCUCACCGUUCCUGAGUGUUAGGGUUGGAGACAGGGUGGGAUGAAUGAAAUAAACAUGGUUAUCUGCCAACUUGAACUGCGUACCUGAAAAUAAAAGCCAAUAUGAAUAAUGAAUAUAUGAUCAUCAAUAAUUUGUUAUGUGUGGAAAUCUUAUAGUGGGAAUGGAACAUAUUAAAAGAGAGUAUGAAUAUACAUAUCUAUCAACAAUUAUGAGCUAAAA
This is a messenger RNA of Cucurbita moschata (crookneck pumpkin), 536 nucleotides long. RefSeq names its product non-specific lipid-transfer protein 2-like. The record is from RefSeq and is a predicted model, not a curated record. Lineage: Eukaryota; Viridiplantae; Streptophyta; Magnoliopsida; Cucurbitales; Cucurbitaceae. The transcript has a single exon. Gene Ontology annotation, biological process: lipid transport. The coding region runs from base 48 to 338 and encodes 96 amino acids.